Messenger RNA from Pisolithus orientalis, 1722 nucleotides. RefSeq lists its product as uncharacterized. The transcript has 18 exons. NCBI's taxonomy places the organism in Eukaryota, Fungi, Basidiomycota, Agaricomycetes, Boletales, Pisolithaceae. The coding region runs from base 1 to 1722 and encodes 573 amino acids. The record is from RefSeq and is a predicted model, not a curated record.
AUGUCCCUCUUUGCAACUUUCUGUCCUGCCCAUGAUUCGACCCACUAUACAUGCUUUUUCACACUCUGUCCCCAUUCCAUCAUGUUGAGUGGCAUGGCAUGGGUGUCUGCGAAGUUAGCACAAGCUGUUGCUGCUGUAUCUCCUGCUAAGACCAUCCAUGUGCCAGAUCAUAUCCUCAUAGACUGCACACCCACCAGCAGAUGCACAGCCCACACCUCAAUGGGCAUGACCAGCUCGAUUAGAUGUCAACAGGCUCAACUCGAAAUCACUAUGAUUCUAUUUGGAUCUGAGGAGUCAUGCAAGGUUAGAGGAGGUGGAGAGGUUAUGGAUAGUGCCAUGGAGAACAUGGUCCAACUGACAAGUUCCAGACAGACAAUGAGUACAGGUACUGGUCUUAUGUCAAAACCCAUGCCGCCCAUGUGGUUCUCUCCCAAGGGUCCCUGGCAGGAGGCUGUGGACAUACUACAUUGGUCCUACACAGAUUGGCUGCUCACCCAUCCCCAACCAAUUCAGCUGCCUUUUAGUCAGGAGGAGUGUCAGGAACCAUUGAGACUACUCAAUGAUCCAAGUCAGCAAUCCACUCUUUCAUACACAUGCAUGGUCACUUGCAUUCUUCUACAUGCCAUCUGCAUUAUCCUCAGUGCCUCUGUCACACUUAUCUCAUUCCUGGGACUGGAUGGUAUCACACACAUUGGAGGUCUGGUUGCCAUUUCAUGUUCCAUUCUGAGCAUGUAUAAAGCAGAGUUGCUGCAGGGUUCUGCAGCUGUUCAUCAUGCAGCUGCUGCCCAUGAAGGAUUCAUAUUUCUCCUGAAAGAAAGCAAGAAAAAAGCUCCUGAAAGUUAUUCACUUGUGAAUUUGUACUGCAUCAACAUCAAUCCCCAGAAUGCAUGGUUGAUUACAUAUCAAAAGGGACUAAGGAGAAUAAAGGGAGGCUUGCAAAGGUUCACAACCAUCUUGCCUGCUUAUGAUGCCUUCAACUCUGAUGCCAAGGAUGGAGGUCCUGAAGACUUCAACCCUGAUGAAGGGACAAACAAUACUGACUUGGAAGACCUGGACAGUGAUGCUGAACAGCACAGGCAACUUACUCAUGUUCCCAGACCUCAAGCUGAUGUUGCUGAGCUCCUUUUCCCAGCAGCUCCAAAUCCCAAUACUGAUCAAUGCAAUCCAGCAUGGUGGAAAUCACAGGAUGGGAAGCUCAAGGGCACUCUGACUGAGCUUUAUGAGAUGAUUCCUGCAGAUUUACAUGAGUCAAUGGUAACCUACAAGCAAUUUGGCUCCAUGUUUGUACAAGUGCAUGGUCAGGAGAGAUCCAAUGUCCUCAAAGUCAUCAAGGACUGUGCUGGCAUGUUAUUCACCCCAUAUAACAUUUCACCUGAAUCUCUUUACUGGAAAGCCUGCUUAGUCCCUGUCCUAGUUAAGGUUAUCUGUGUCCUGAUGUUUGGAAAAUCGAUCCUUGCAGAAAACAAAUGUGGAUGGCCCCCAGCCAGGGGUCAGAAGAUGGGCAUGCUGAGUGUUACUGAGGGCCUGAUUGCUGGUGCCUGCAUCUUGGUGAGGGUGUCCAUGGUCACUGUGCUAGUACAUGCUGACAUCAAUAUCAUACCAAGGUCAACUACUGAUCAGAAUAUGAUUUCUACCUCAAGAAGCUUUUCAAAGCAUCUCCUUGGGCUGAAGUCUUCAGGAAGGGGUCUCAAUUGGCAAAUGUUGAAUCUGAGGUAUUUGUGA